Messenger RNA from Helianthus annuus (common sunflower), 1544 nucleotides. Its product is annotated as serine carboxypeptidase-like 18. The record is from RefSeq and is a predicted model, not a curated record. Gene Ontology annotation, biological process: secondary metabolic process; proteolysis. Gene Ontology annotation, molecular function: serine-type carboxypeptidase activity; acyltransferase activity, transferring groups other than amino-acyl groups. Bases 27 to 1394 code for a protein of 455 amino acids. The transcript has 14 exons. NCBI's taxonomy places the organism in Eukaryota, Viridiplantae, Streptophyta, Magnoliopsida, Asterales, Asteraceae.
GAUUAGAUUAUUAAAACCUGAAAGCUAUGGAGCCCAGUUUCAUAAUAGUUAUAAUAACUACCAUUCUUCUGCACCUGACAGCUUUAUUAAACUCAAAGGAAAUCAUCAAGAAUCUCCCUGGUUUUCAUGGUGAUCUCCCAUUCACACUUGAAACUGGAUACGUGGGAGUUGGAGAAGAUGAUUCAGUUCAGUUUUUUUACUACUUUGUUGAGUCUCAAAGAGACCCGAUGCACGAUCCUCUUGUUCUUUAUUUCGCGGGCGGUCCGGGCACUUCAGGGCUUUUUCCUUUACUUCAACAGAUUGGUCCACUUACUAUCCUUUCCGAUAGUUCGAAGAGGAAUAAUGUUACACUGGAGUUGAACCCCAAUUCAUUGACAAAGGUUGCUAAUGUAAUAUUCGUAGAUGAACCAGCUGGUGUAGGGUUUUCAUAUGCUACAACUUACGAGGGAACCAAGAGUAGUGAUUCCAUUUUAGCUUUGCAUAGUUAUCAAUUUCUAACAAAGUGGGUUUUGGAGAAUCCAAGGUUUCAAAAUCAUCAAUUGUACAUAUCUGGGAUUUCAUACAUGGGCCUUCUUGUACCAAUGGUUGCUUUAGAGGCAUACAAAGGCAAUGAAGAUGGAAAUCAACCACAGUUGAAUAUUAAAGGAUACCUAAUCAUUAGCCCACUCACCGAUAAAUUCAUUGAUUUUAAUUCAAGAUUUGAGUAUGCUCACCGGUUUGCACUUAUAUCAGACGAUAUCUACAAGUCUACAAAAGAAGCUUGUGGUGGUAAGUAUAUAUACAAUGAUGCGAACAAUAUUCUAUGUUCAAGUAAUCUCCAACGUGUUGAUGAGUGCAUAAGCGGAAUUAACUUAGAAAAUAUAUUGGAGCCGUUGUGUGAUGAUGCCGAUCCAGAGCCACCCUGUGUCGCAGCUACCAAUGUAGUUAUAGAAGAUUGGGCUAACGAAGAAGAUGUUCAGAAAGCUCUCCAUGUUCGCGAGGGAACAAUAGAAACAUGGAAGAAAAACAAUGAAACUAUGCAUUACUAUUUUGAGAAAAAUGACACUACAUGUUACUCAUAUGACAUCUUCAGCACUAUUGUCUACCAUAAACAGCUUGUUUCUAGAAAUUGCCAGGUCUUGAUCAUCAGCGGUGAUCAUGAUAUGACAUUUCCAUAUGUGGGAACAGAAGAAUGGAUAAAAUCUCUCAAUGUUCCAAUUGAAAGCCCUUGGAACCCAUGGUUCGUUGAUAAUCAAGUCGCUGGAUAUCAGAUGACAUAUGGAAAGAAUGGAUACUCAUUAACAUAUGCAACUGUUAAGGGUGCGGGUCAUUCAGUGGCAUUCAACAAACCGGAAGAAUUUUCUGCUCUUGUGUAUGGGUGGCUUGAUCAUUAUGCUUAUAUAAGUGAUUCUUAAGCAAAGCAGAUGUAAUGUUAUUGUCAGUGUUGUUAGUUUUAUUAGAUGGAAACAAAAACCAUGAAGUUUUGAAUUAUAAUGGUUUGAAAUGAAUGCAUGGGCAUGAAUUUUAUUAGGUAAAAUAAUAAGAACGGCCAUUUUUAGAACAAA